UGGAAAGUGAUAUUUAGCCCUCUCGUCAAAACCAAAGCCCCAUUCCGUUACCUACUUCCAAUCUGAAUCUCCAGAAGAAUACUCAGAUCUCAAUUUUUCUCUUCAAUUCAGGUUUAAAAUAAAAAUGGGUGAACCAAAGAAGCAGCAACCAGUUUUCACUAAGGUUGAUCAGCUUAGACCAAUGGCUACUGGGCUAAAUCUUACUGUGAAGGUGGUUAAUACAAAGAUGGUAGUGCCAAGGGGAAAUCAAGGCCGCCAGAUGCGAUUGGCUGAAUGCUUGGUUGGUGAUGAGACAGGGAUGAUCAUUUUCACUGCUAGAAAUGAUCAAGUCGACAUGAUGAAAGAAGGUGCUACUGUAAUUCUGCGCAAUGCAAAAAUAGAUAUGUUCAAGGGAUCAAUGAGGCUUGCAGUGGACAGGUGGGGACGUAUUGAAGUUACCGAACCUGCUAGUUUCUCUGUCAAGGAAGACAGUAAUCUGUCCCUUAUCGAGUUUGAACAAGUGACUGUUGUUGAACAGUAACUCAAGGCAGCCCAUCGCAAUGAUAAUGUCCCGUUUGCAGAGAGUAUAAGUAAGUUUGGUUCUUUAGGGAUAUGCUAAUGUGGCUUCAUUAGUUGAGUAAAAACUACUUGUUUUGUUAAGUCAGAAAGUCCUUUUUUUUUGUAGUGGAAAGUGACUGGUCUAAUGUUUUUGUAGAUAGCAAGGUAUGUAGCUGCAAUAAAAAGUAGUGUACAACUUGCUUGUUUAUUUAUUUGGAAGGAUUGUGUAGCCACCAUAGAACUUACUUUAUCUGGUGCUUAUCAUAACUUUUUUUUUUUUAAUAAUCGAGAAAUUUUCGAGGGCCA
Messenger RNA from Solanum tuberosum (potato), 843 nucleotides. RefSeq lists its product as uncharacterized. Bases 125 to 520 code for a protein of 131 amino acids. The transcript has 3 exons. NCBI's taxonomy places the organism in Eukaryota, Viridiplantae, Streptophyta, Magnoliopsida, Solanales, Solanaceae. The record is from RefSeq and is a predicted model, not a curated record.